AUGGCAAGCGCACCCCGUCCAAGGUGCUCUUUGCAGGAGACCAUCCAACGGGGUCAAUUCUACGACAUGGACGAGAAGACUCUCCUUUACCAGAUUUCUGAAGCCUUCGGUCCGGAACUUGCUCGCCUCAAAAAUGCUGUUGCUGUCGAGGGCAACGAAGAACAACGUAGCUCGAAUGGUACUGUAGAUGCUCCCAGUCCCUCGCAGAUACUUUACGGUUCCAACUAUGACGAAGUCAAUCGGACCCUGGUCGGAAUUUUGGCUCUCCGAUGGAUUCACAACGGCGACUACCAGCGCUUUACAACCGGCCAGUUGGUAGAAUUUCGGUUGACUGAGGACUCUUUCCAGGCUCUCCGUAAGCUUUUCACGGAUAAUGUACAAACACCAGAUGAUCUUUUUACGCUGGUCCUUUCUAUGAUAAUUAAUGACCUUGGAAAGGAUCCAAAUCUCAAGAACGAUUUUACCAAAGCGACGCGCGCAGAAAUCUCUGAUCAGAAUCACGAUUCUAUCUUACUCGAAGCUGCAAAUGCCGACAUGAUCCCUGCACUGCGGUACCUCGACGCAGAAAAAAAGGCAGAAGUUAUGAAAGGACUGGAACUAGGGUCGGAGCUCAAUGCAGGCCAGCUAGCUCAAGCCGAGAGCGUUCCCUUCAACCUAGAAGGACUGUACAACAUGCGUGGUCAUCAACAUGCUUUUGAACUCAAGUUCUUGGAACAAGUCUUGGAUGUUGCCGGGGCUUCCGGGCACCUGUAUUCCAAAGGCUCCAAGAACUUCAUCGAGCCAGUCUUCCAGGCUUUCAAAACCGUUCAUGAAGUAUCAACCGAUAUCAUCGCGGGCAAAUCGACAUUACGAGAGGGCUACGACAAAGUUCUCAUUAAGCGUGGUAACAUGCUCUAUGGCAAGGGCUUCCGGAGGCUAAGUGUCAGUAACGACGAGGAAAGAGCUCUCCUGCGGUUACUGACCAUGGGCCGUACAGCGGAUGUGGAACAAGCGAAAUUGUUCUCCAAUGCAUUUCAUGCUCUCGCUAAGCAGGACAAGGACAAGCUGAUUGCUGGCUUGAAUGUGGAUGGCAACGUAAAUGAGACUGCUGUGCUCCCAUACUACAUGCCUGCAAUCUUGUCUAAAACCUUGGAAACAACCAGAGACUCCGGCGAAGAAGGUCGGCGCAAGGCGCUCACAAGCCUGAUGCGCUAUCUUGCCAAAGUGUUAGAAAAAGGCUCAAGCCUUCAAGUGGUUCCGGAAGAUAUUGGGUUCACGGUCAGUGGAGAAGUUCCUGGGAUUAUUAUCGAGAGGAACAUGUCCAAAGCCCAAGAGGUCAUCAGCAGCCCGGAAUUCAAGCUCAAUCCAGACCUGCUUGAUCAACUAGACAUCCCAGACGGACAGGUGCUAGUGCGACGACGGACGAGCCAAUCUAUGUGA
Molecule: messenger RNA, 1419 nt
Organism: Exophiala aquamarina CBS 119918
Lineage: Eukaryota; Fungi; Ascomycota; Eurotiomycetes; Chaetothyriales; Herpotrichiellaceae
Exons: 1
Coding region: 1-1419 (472 amino acids)
Source: RefSeq, a predicted model, not a curated record